AUGGAGAAUCUGGAGAAGCAGCUGAUCUGCCCCGUGUGCAUGGAGCUGUUCUCAAAACCUGUGGUCCUCCUGCCCUGCCAGCACAACCUCUGCCGCAAGUGUGCCAGUGACAUAUUCCAGUCUGCUAACCCUCAGUGGCAGUCCCGCAGUUCCUCCAGCAUCACAGCCAUUGGUGGCCGUUUCCGCUGUCCAUCGUGUCGCCAUGAGGUGGUGCUGGACCGGCAUGGGAUCUAUGGCCUGCAGAGAAACCUGCUAGUGGAGAACAUUAUAGACAUCUACAGACAGCAGGAGUCCUCCAGGCUUGUAAACAUAAAGUCAGAGAAGCAGCAGCAGCAUCUGAAGUGUGAAGAGCAUGAAGAGGAGAAGAUCAACAUCUACUGUCUGUCCUGCCAGACGCCGACCUGCUCCAUGUGUAAAGUGUUCGGACAACACAAGGACUGUGAAGUGGCUCCUCUCAGCAGCGUCUACUUGACUCAGAAGAAAGAGCUGAGUGACGGCAUCGCCAUCCUGGUCGCCAGCAACAACCAUGUCCAAGGAGUCAUCUCUCAGAUGGAAGACAUCUGCCACACUGUGGAGGAGAACGGUCAGCGACAGAGAGAGCAGCUGGUCAGCCAGUUCGACAGCCUGGUGGCCAUCUUGGAUGAGCGGAGGCAGGAGUUGGUGGGGCUGAUCACCAACGAGCAGGAUGAGAAACUUAAACAUGUUCGAUCCCUCAUCCGUCAGCACGGCGAUCACCUGGAGGCCGCAGCCGCACUGGUGGAGUCGGCCAUUCAGUCUAUGGAGGAGCCGCACAUGCCUUUGUUUAUACAGAGCGCCAGAGUCAUCCUGGAAGAGUAA
Monopterus albus (swamp eel) is the source of this 837-nucleotide messenger RNA. It is a transcript of the gene trim54, whose product is annotated as tripartite motif containing 54. The transcript has 6 exons. The coding region runs from base 1 to 837 and encodes 278 amino acids. Lineage: Eukaryota; Metazoa; Chordata; Actinopteri; Synbranchiformes; Synbranchidae. The record is from RefSeq and is a predicted model, not a curated record. Gene Ontology annotation, molecular function: zinc ion binding. Gene Ontology annotation, cellular component: cytoplasm. Gene Ontology annotation, biological process: regulation of microtubule cytoskeleton organization.